Molecule: messenger RNA, 3448 nt
Organism: Coturnix japonica (Japanese quail)
Lineage: Eukaryota; Metazoa; Chordata; Aves; Galliformes; Phasianidae
Source: RefSeq, a predicted model, not a curated record
GCGCACUGCCUCUCCGCGCUCACGUGAUGCAGCAGGAAGAUGGCGGCGCCCAGGGGUGGCGUGCGGGACUGUGAGCCGGGUUGGGCCUAGCGUUCAGUCGGGCCGCUCUCUGUGACCGACAUGUCUCGGCUCAUCGUAAAGAACCUCCCCAACGGGAUGAAGGAAGAUCGCUUCCGGAAGCUGUUUGCAGCCUUUGGGACACUCACUGAUUGUUGCUUGAAGUUCACCAAGGAUGGCAAGUUCCGGAAAUUUGGCUUCAUUGGCUACAAGUCUGAAGAUGCAGCUCAAGCAGCAUUGAACCAUUUCAACAGAAGUUUCAUAGACACCUCCAGAAUCACUGUUGAGUUAUGCAAGUCUUUUGGUGACCCUUCAAAGCCCAAAGCAUGGAGUAAGCACUCUCAGAAAAUCCCUGCUUUGGAAAAACAGCCUGAGAAACCUAUGACAAUUGCAGCUCCCGCAAGCACGAAGAAAGAUAAAAAGAAGAAAAAUGCAUCAGAAAACUUAAAGGAGCUGGAAGAAGAUAAAACAUUCCAGGAAUUCUUGGUGGUUCACCAGAAACGGUCUCAGGUGGCCACUUGGGCUAAUGACACUUUGGCAGAGGAGCCCAAGAAAGAAAAAUCAAAGCCAGUGGCUGAUUAUCUGAACUUUGAUUCAGAUGAGUCUGAGGAUCUGAGUGAGGAGGAGGAGGAUGGGGGUGAAUCCUCUAAAGAUGAGAAGGAAACCAAAGCAAAGAAACAACAGAAGAAGAAGGCAGCUACAAGAGAAGACCUCUCAGAUAUGGAUUACCUGAAAUCUAAAGUCGUGAGGGAUUCCUCCUCCUACUCUUCAUCCAGUACAGAUGAGGAAACAGAUAGUGAGGAAUUAGAAGUGGAAAGCAAGACUGAGGAGGAUUCAGGCAGUACAGAAAAUAUUGGCACCCACACAGAAAAAAGGAGGAAGUCAAAAUCCCGAGAAGCAGAGCAAGAGGCACUAGCAGAGAAGAAGAAAGGAUCCACACUAGAGACUUCUGUGCAGCAGAAAAAACAUGUGAGUUCAGCAGGAGCAAGCACACUACACACAGUGAAACUACGUGGUGCUCCUUUGAAUAUCACUGAACAAAAGAUUCGAGAAUUCUUCUCACCUCUGAAGCCAGUGGCAAUCCGAAUAGGAAAAGAUGCCCAGGGGAAAAAUACAGGUUUUAUCUUUGUUGACUUGAAGAGUGAGGCAGAAGUGAAAAGGGCCUUGAAACGGAAAAAAGAAUACAUAGGUAAGAGAUACGUUGAGGUAUCUCGAUGUGAAAAUACCCCUAAAGAAACUGCUACAGCAAAAACUGAUGACCAACCUUGGCAACGAGUGAAGAGGGAUGAUGAGGAAGAGGAAGACUUGUCUGAAUCAGGGAGACUCUUUGUCAGAAAUCUUCCUUUUACUAGCACUGAGGAGGACUUGGAGAAGAUCUUUUCCAAGUAUGGGCCCCUCUCAGAGAUCCAUUUCCCUAUCGACAGACUGACAAAGAAACCCAAAGGAUUUGCUUUUAUCACCUACAUGAUUCCUGAACAUGCAGUGAAAGCCUAUGCAGAAAUGGAUGGACAGGUGUUCCAGGGCAGGAUGAUGCAUCUUUUACCCUCCACAAUCAGAAAGUUAAAAAUUGAAGAUGUUGCUGCAGAAGAAUCUUCCUGCUACAAAAAGCAGAAGGAGGCCAAGGACAAAGCCAACAGUGCCAGCUCUCACAAUUGGAAUACACUGUUUGUGGGGACAAAUGCUGUGGCUGAUGCCAUUGCUCAGAAAUACAAUGCUUCCAAAAGCCAAGUGUUGGAUCAUGAGAGUAAAGACAGCGUGGCAGUGAGAGUUGCUCUGGGAGAAACGGAGCUGGUCCAGGAAAUCCGACGGUUCCUCAUUGAAAAUGGAGUUAGCUUGGAUUCCUUCAGUCAGGCUGCUGGUGAGCGGAGUAAAACUGUGAUCCUGGUGAAGAACCUCCCAGCCACCACAAGCACAGCAGAGCUGGAGGCUGUCUUUAGCAAACACGGCAGCCUGGGCCGGGUGCUGCUCCCAGCCGGAGGCAUCACAGCCAUUGUGGAGUUCCUGGAGCCAACUGAAGCCAAGCAAGCGUUCACCAAGCUGGCCUACUCCAAGUUUCGCUCUGUGCCAUUGUAUCUGGAAUGGGCUCCAAUGGGUGUCUUCUCCAGCCCAGCCCUUCAGAAAAAAAAUACAGAGGCUCUGGAGAAGGAGGGAAAGGAAAGGCUGGUACCUGAUGGUGACACAACUGUAAAGGGCUCAGAGAAAACAUCAGCACAGGAUGAUGAGGAAGAAGAAGAGGAAGAUGAGGAAGAGAGCAUUCCAGGGUGUACCUUGUUCAUCAAGAACCUCAACUUUAACACCACAGAAGACACUCUGAAGGAGACAUUCUCCAAAGUGGGAGCUGUGAAGAGCAGCACAAUAUCCAAGAAGAAAGACAAAGCAGGCACUUUGCUUUCUAUGGGCUUUGGAUUUGUGGAGUACAAGAAGCCAGAGAGUGCUCAGAAAGCCUUGCGACAGCUCCAGGGCUGCAUUGUAGAUGGCCACAAGCUCGAAGUUAAAAUCUCUGAGAGAGCUGUCAGGCCUGCUGUGAAGUCCUCUCGAAAGAAGCAGACAGUCAAGAAGCAGAAGACUUCCAAGAUCCUGGUCCGAAACAUCCCAUUCCAGGCCACUGUCAGGGAGAUCAGGGAGCUUUUCAGCAUCCUCUGCCAUCCUCCUUCCCCCCCCACCUGCAUCAACUUUCAUGGAUAUCAAGUCAUGGCUGAUUUGCAGCUGGCCCGUAACAUUUCAAGAAGAUACAUGUUUUAUUUUCGCCAUAAGAGAUGUGGUUGGAUUUGGAAAGAACUGUCUUAUAGAUCUCUGCCCAACAGAUGCUAUCCGAGACAUCUAUGGAGGCAGAGAGAACCUGCCUGGACUUGGACAUCCCUGCUGCUUUUGCCACCAAAGGAACUGCAUCUUAAGUUGCAUGUUCUGAGACUGGCACUGUUUCCUUUUAAUUUCUUUGCAAAGUACACCUGUAUGUAUGUACAAAGUAUGGAAAAGGGUCCUAAAAUUGCCAUAACCUCUGCUUCCAGCCCACCUCUGCCAAUUGGGCACGCAAAAAUUCCAAGCACUGCUCAAGAUGAGGUGUCAGGGCAGUUCCUGGUUUUCUCCAUUCUAACAAAGAUGUGGCAUUUGCUGCACCUGGCAAAACAGGUGUCUGAGCCUGAUGAGGAGGAAGCAGAUCUCCCUCUGUCAGAGGGCAGAAGUGAGAGCAGCAAUGGGAUGGGGCAUGGGAGUGAGAGCUCUGCUAGGAGAAGGAACAUCUCUGAAGAAAGAUGCAAUGGAUAAACUGGCAGAGAUUUAUUAUUAUUAUUAUAUUUUUUUUAAGGCAGUAGGUAGUCUUUAUGAAGUUAAUUUUAUAAGAUGAUGCCUUUCACUUCUUCUGACCUAUUAUAAUAAAGUGUAGUUAUCAGAA